UUGAGGGUGGGAAUAAAGAAAGCACACAGAAACAGAGCAGGACUCUCAUGUGAUCAGUGCUCAGUCUGUCUGUCCGGCUGUUUGGUUUGGAGAGUUUCUCUGUCCUGACCAGUAAUUACAUCAUUAAUUAAUUACAUCAGCAAUGCGGGUCACAUCACUUCCAGGCAUGGAUGAUCUGUAACCGGAGACAUCAGAGUGGACAUAGAGCCGAUUAAUGACAGUGUUGGAAAACUGCCUAUUCCGACUUUUGAGUCAGAAGGAACUCUGGGUACGGAACAGUUCCCGGUAAACGCUGCUCUCAUAUAACGACUGGGGAAAGCAGAGCGUUCCAUGGCAGGCGACGGACGGGAAUGUAACGAUGCGACGCGUGCAACUUAUUUCUGAUGAAUUCCCCACGUGUGCGCGCGAAUGAGUGUGUGCGGAGGAGAGUGGCCACCCCGCAAUUCCCACGCGCGCCUAUAAUAACGCGCCGCGCAUGGACGCAGCACACUCGGCCACCGGCGCGCGCUGACCGACAAACACAAGCGGACCGCUCUUGAGCAACUUUAACACUGAAACACCGAGCUGGAGAAAGUGAUUAUUAUUAUUAUUAUUAUUAUUAUUUUCGCACUCUGAGAUUAACCCGCAGGAGAACACUGCUCGGAACUGUGUGUGGUCGUCGGUGCACCGAUUUGUGUCUUCUAAAAAUGCGUGUGCUCCGAGUUGUGCUCGUCGUCAUGGGGCUCGCUCUGUGCAUGUGCGAUACGCGUGGUACUGAGAGCGUGUGGGCGGACACGGACAGCACCCAGAGCUACCACAGCCUGUUCACCCAGAUCUUGAAGAUGGUACGGAACGCACAGGACGGCGGCGGAGAGCUCGCGCAGGCCACCGCCGAUAGGGAGAGCAAGCAUCAUCAACAGCAGACGAAGAGCGGGGAUCAGAUCCUGGAAAUCUUUCCCAGGGACCUCAGAAAGAAGGAGAAGUUUUUAAAGCACUUAACAGGGCCUCUAUACUUCAGCCCGAAGUGCAGGAAACAUGUCUAUAGGCUCUACCACAACACCAGAGACUGCACCAUUCCUGCAUAUUAUAGGAGAUGUGCGCGGCUUCUCACACGGCUAGCCGGGAGUCCGAGGUGCCUAGAGAGCUAACUUCAACCAGGCAAUCUUUCGGUUCAAGCCAAACCAGAGGAGGAAGGAAAAACAAAUCAUCAGCAAGUGCCUUUUGGACAAGACCGACCUUCGCCGUCCCAUCAAUUCAGCAAAUCACGUCUAGGAUACGACUUCGCCACCGCAGAGGUCACACGGACUGACGAAAGAACCGAUGGAGAGCCUCACGGACACGAUGGCGAAGAAGAAAAAUGGAUGUAUUCGUCAUAAACUUGCCUGAGAUGCCAACCCGACGGAGCCGCAUCACAAUGCUUUCGAAACUUAAGACAGGAAUCCGAUGAAUCUCCUCGUUCCAAGAGAAACGGAUUUGCCUCGGGUUUAUAUUCUGUCCCGAUAAAGAUAACGACGCCCUCGAUGUCAUUAUUUCGCCAUCGGUGACUUCCGAGCGUGGCAAAGAUGAAAGACGGUGUUUAUUUCCCGAUCAGGGAUUUCCUGCUUCCUAAAACAUAACCACUAACUUAUUUCCAUCCCAACGCUUUUCAUCUCUCCAGCACAUGUCUGUGAAAUGGCCAGAUGUUUGCUGACCAGAAUAUGUGUGUGUGUGUGUGUGUGUGUGUGUGUGUGGAAUAGGAAAUAUAGUCCAUAUAUUUUGAUGUACAUGAUUUAUAGAGGUACAAACCAAAAAAAAAAAAUCAAUGUGUAAAUACUGUACAUAAAGGAGACAUAAAAUCCCUGUAAUGAGCGUAAGGCUAUACGUGUCUGCCAGAUCAGUGAAGUGUUGGGAUGUGUAGAAAUAUUUAAGAGGAAGUAUAUUUAAAUAAAUUAUAUGAUUGGUAC
Molecule: messenger RNA, 1922 nt
Organism: Ictalurus punctatus (channel catfish)
Lineage: Eukaryota; Metazoa; Chordata; Actinopteri; Siluriformes; Ictaluridae
Gene: alkal2
Product: ALK and LTK ligand 2
Exons: 6
Coding region: 687-1127 (146 amino acids)
Biological process (GO): positive regulation of ERK5 cascade; positive regulation of ERK1 and ERK2 cascade
Molecular function (GO): receptor tyrosine kinase binding; receptor signaling protein tyrosine kinase activator activity
Source: RefSeq, a predicted model, not a curated record